Erythranthe guttata (spotted monkey flower) is the source of this 594-nucleotide messenger RNA. The record is from RefSeq and is a predicted model, not a curated record. NCBI's taxonomy places the organism in Eukaryota, Viridiplantae, Streptophyta, Magnoliopsida, Lamiales, Phrymaceae.
AUGUUAAAACCCUUGACUCAGGAUGCACCGAAGGACGCCGCUUGGAUAAGUUCGAUCGGGAAUCUCAAAUGUAAAAAUAUCUCCGAUAUUGCGCUUCUUCUAAAGUCUUCCGAUUCUAUUGUCCACAAUCUUUGCCAUGCAUACGACGUGUGUGUGUAUCAUAAGGCUUCAUCUAGGCCGUCCAAUUUCUUCCUUGCGCUUCGUAAAUGGUACCCUUCUUUUCAGCCAGAGAUGGAGUUUCGUUGCUUUGUGUUGAAUAAACUCCUUGUGGGGAUUUGUCAAAGGGAAGUGACCAACUUUCAUCCUACUCUUGUUGAAAGGAAAAGUCAUUUAAAAGCUAUGAUUUUGGACUUUUUUGUGGAGGAAGUGAAGGGGAAAUUUGGGUCGGAGAGUUUUACGUUUGAUGUUUAUGUCACGAAAGAUGGGCGGGUUAAGGUAUUGGAUUUCAAUCCGUGGGGUGGUUCGACUCUCACGUUGAUGUUUAGUUGGGAUGAAUUGGAAGAUGAGUCGAGAGAAGGUGAUGAAUUCGAAUUGGAUUUUAGGAUUGUGGAGAGUAGAUGUGGUAUUCGACCGGGUUUGAAAACUGCACGUUAG